Anguilla anguilla (European eel) is the source of this 885-nucleotide messenger RNA. RefSeq names its product dual specificity protein phosphatase 13-like. Gene Ontology annotation, molecular function: MAP kinase phosphatase activity; protein tyrosine/serine/threonine phosphatase activity. The record is from RefSeq and is a predicted model, not a curated record. Bases 107 to 670 code for a protein of 187 amino acids. Lineage: Eukaryota; Metazoa; Chordata; Actinopteri; Anguilliformes; Anguillidae. The transcript is spliced from 4 exons. Gene Ontology annotation, cellular component: cytoplasm. Gene Ontology annotation, biological process: protein dephosphorylation; negative regulation of MAPK cascade.
CAGUUGUUUUGACGCACAGCACUGACACAGGCGUUCUCCUGUCAGACUGGAUGUUACGCUAGUGAAUGAUCUAUCUUGACAGCAGCAAAUCAAGGGAGAAGCGGCCAUGUUGAGGGACAGCAGCUCCAGGGUCUGCUCUGAAGGGAGGUACGAGACGCCCUCUGCGUACGACCUGCAGAGACUGAUGUGGGUGCGGAGCGGGUCCAACUCCAGCCUGGACGAGGUCCGGCCCGGGAUCUACAUCGGCGACAUGUGGGCGGCCAAAGACAAGAGGAAGCUCCAGGCCCACCGCAUCACCCACGUCCUGAACGCCGCGGACGGGAAGUUCAACGUGUGCACAGGGGCCAGCUUCUACAGGGACACCAACAUCAGCUACCACGGCGUGGAGGCCUUCGACAUGCCCUCCUUCGACCUGAGCCCCUUCUUCUACUCCUCCGCCCAGUUCAUCAAGAAUGCCUUGAGCACCCCGGGAGGUAAAGUCUUCGUCCACUGUGCGAUGGGCCUGAGCCGCUCGGCCACACUGGUGCUGGCCUACCUGAUGAUCCACGAGAACAUGACCUUGGUGGAGGCCAUCAAGGCCGUGGCAGAGAACAGGAACAUCAGUCCCAACUCCGGCUUCCUGGAGCAACUCCGCAAGCUCGACCAGCGGCUACACUGCCUGGGAAAAUGAUCAGAAACACGGACAGAAUGAUGACCUCCCUCAAAACAAGACUCUUUGGGUCCCUCUGCAAUGGCUAGAUCAUUAUCUGGCCCACAGCAGUCAGUCACUCACAGUGGGAGAAUGUGUGCUUUUAUUAGCUUUGAACCUUUUUGUAUUCCCAGAGAAGAUGCAUCUGUUUCCCAUGAGUAAUCUACAUAUUAUCAAUAAAAUAAUCGUCCAUUUAA